Molecule: messenger RNA, 1303 nt
Organism: Hymenoscyphus albidus
Lineage: Eukaryota; Fungi; Ascomycota; Leotiomycetes; Helotiales; Helotiaceae
Source: the annotation of a GenBank genome assembly
CAGGGGUUCAACUCCACACCUUGUGUCCUCUGAACGCUGCCAUCCACGCCCACGACUUUCACCUUGUACGAUACCAAUCUUUCGACUUCAGCUACGCGCAGGUUCUUACAAUACGAGUCCAACUAGUCUUGGAUUCUUUGAUCUGGCUUCUACGAAUUCCACGAUGACGUCCUCCUUAUUACAUCCUCCGGCGCAUCUACCACCUACGGUAGCUUUGCAAUUGUCUCAGCAAGCUCCAGCAUUGCUUCGUAGCACGCCUUCCGCCAUCUCUCCCUACUCAAUUAGUUCUCUAUGGUCGGCUGCGGAAUCACCGGAGUUGUGGACAACCUACGAAAACCUCAUGCUUUCCUGUCUGCGGACUGGCGAUGAGCAAUCGGCCCAUCUAUGUUUGCAAAGAUUGACGGAACGUUUCGGCGCGGACAAUGAACGGCUGAUGGCAUUGAGAGGACUGUUCCAGGAAGCUACAGCGGAAGAUGACGCGGCGUUGAAGAAGGUGCUGGAGGAGUACGAGAAAAUAUUGGCCCAGGACUCGAGCAAUAUGGUGUGUGCCCCCCACGAGCUGUUGUGUUAAUCAAAAGGCUUGCUAACUCGGUCAGCCUGUCACCAAGCGUCGAAUCGCCCUCCUCCAAAUUCUCAAAAAGAUCCCUGAAUCUAUCACGGCUCUUAAUGAGCUGCUCGAUGCCUCCCCAACAGAUGCCGAAGCAUGGGCAGAGCUGUCAGAUUUAUAUUUGUCACAGGGAAUGUACUCCCAAGCUGUCUUUGCAUUGGAAGAGGUGCUGCUGAUCACUCCAUAUGCCUGGAACGUUAGUAUUUAUCCAAUUAUCGUUUUGUUGCAUGUUCAAUCGCUGACCGAAUUUAGAUGCAUGCUCGGCUGGGCGAAGUCUUGUACGUGGCGGCUUCCAGCAACGAGGGCGGAGCUGAUAGGAGUCUUUCGGAAUCUAUGCGACGAUUCUGUAGGAGUAUUGAAUUGUGCGAUGAUUAUCUCCGAGGUUAUUAUGGUUUGAAGUUGGUACGUAUAUGGAAUACGACGUAGUUUCGUUUUGUGGAUACUAACCAAUCAUAGACCACCAGUCGGCUACUGACCAUGCUCUCGCAAGGUUCUCGUCAAUCAAAGACAGAUACUGGACUUCCUCCCCCAGAUCUCAAGACAGUGGAAAGCCUGAAUGAGUUGGCGACAUCCAAAUUGUCUGAGAUAGUUCGAAGAAAUGCCAGUGGGGAAAGUGGAUGGGGAGGAUACGACCAAUCUGACAUUAUUGCCGCUCAAGAAUUGCUCAAUCGAGACUCAACACCAAUCACACGAUAA